ACGCUAAAUGAUGUUGAACAGAUGAAGUUAUCGUUUCUCCGUGCUGUUUGGGGUUUGCUGGACGCAAGCUUGCUGUUUGUCGCCUAACCUGCCUGUCUCUAAUGCCUGCCUGUGUCUAACGCAGUUUCUGUUUACUGAUCGUAUAACGUCAGGCGCAUUUGAUUCAAAACAGUCACUACUUGGUAAUCUUAGUAGCCAGGUAUUCUAGCCAUCUGUGUUUGCUCAGUUGUCCACAUGGAUGUGUUGUGCUGCUGGGAAGCAUGCCAGGUCUUCCAUUCGUCGAGGUCAGUGCUUCCUUCGAGUAGUGUUUCCCUUCCGUUAAAAUGGCGUUUCUCAUAGCGCUCCCCUCCGUGUUUGGAGUAGGGCUAAUGAUGUUCAAGAAAUCGUUUGCAGUUAGUCUUGUUUGAGAUUAACUGCGACCGCCUGAAGUGGACAAGAUCGGGCGGCGAAAAGAGCUGUAGUCAAGUUAGACCGUUUGCAGCAGCUUUCAAAAUAUGUACAGGAAGUUACAGCAAUAUUUACAUCCUGUUAGAUCUACCCGUAGUUUAAAACCAUGUUAAAACUUGUAUUAUUAUCAACCACCAAAGAUAUGUGUGGUCACUAAUGCUGGCUUUGAACUCAGAGCUGGUAACAAUCUUGAUGGUUCUUUUCCUCUUUUGCCGGAGGACACGACAUCCAUGAUUUCCAAAAAUAAUUUGAAAGAUGCAGGGCACCAUGAGCAGGAGCAGCAGCAGUUCAAUCACCCAUGGUGUACCAGUGGUGGCGGUGUGCCUUGCUGCUUUGCUCUUCAGCAAUGCCUUGAUCUACCUAUAUCUGGACUCUUUGUAUCAGACUGAUGAGCAGCCGGUGACCUCUCAUGUAGGCUGUGAACCUCGACACUUUAAAAUGGUGACCAUGAAAAACUGCACCCCCUGGCUUCAGUGUUCACAGAUCAGUGCUGAAGUACGCAAGCUAAAGCUGAUUGGCCAGGGAGCUGUUAAGAAGGUCUAUCUAGCAGAGUGGAGGGGUCAGAAAGUGGCCCUGUCCAAACUAUCCUCUCUGGAUUACCUGGAGGAUUUUCUCCACGGAUUGUCUAUGUUACAGGCCCUGCAGGGCCCCCCGGUGGUGCAGUUGGUGGGCUUUUGCCUUGAAGAGCACACCCUGGUCACAGAGCACCACCCACUGGGCCCACUACUCAACUUGGAUAGUGUUCUUGCACAAGAGCAGCACCGGCAACACAACACAUGGCAGGUUCGGCUGAGGCUGGCUACAGAUUAUGUCUUUAUCCUCCAUUAUCUCCAUAACAGCCCAGCUGGGCGGCGGGUUAUGUGUGAUUCUAACAGCCUGGAGAAAACUCUUUCCCAGUUUCUGCUGACAAAUGACUUUCACCUGGUAGUGAACGACCUUGACGCGCUGCCUGAGGUGGACCUAUCCAGAGGCUUGUUGGUGAAAUGUGGUCACCGGGAGCUCACUGGGGACUUUGUUGCCCCAGAGCAGCUGUGGCCAUACAGAAACAAAGGACAGCCAUUUUCAGACGAUCUCAUGCCUGGGUAUGAUGAGAGGACAGACAUCUGGAAGAUCCCAGACGUGACAUGGUUCCUGAUGGGAAGGGUACCUGGAGGGGAUGUAGUCCACUUCCAUCUUUUUCAGAUCCACGAGCAGUGUAAGAAGGAUGACCCCAAGCUCCGUCCAUCAGCCCUGGAUGUUUUGAAGUUGUACAAAUCAGUCUACAUAAGCAUGGUGCGAGACAAUGCUGGCUUCAGAGACAUGCUGUAGAGUGCAUGUCACUUAAAAAGACCAUGAACAUAAAAUAAAAUUUCAAGCUACAGGUUUACAGUGUUGUGCAGUAUAAUAAAUGCUACUGGUUUUGGAACCAA
Molecule: messenger RNA, 1856 nt
Organism: Epinephelus lanceolatus (giant grouper)
Lineage: Eukaryota; Metazoa; Chordata; Actinopteri; Perciformes; Serranidae
Gene: pomk
Product: protein O-mannose kinase
Biological process (GO): protein O-linked glycosylation; protein phosphorylation; carbohydrate phosphorylation
Cellular component (GO): endoplasmic reticulum membrane
Molecular function (GO): ATP binding; carbohydrate kinase activity; protein kinase activity
Source: RefSeq, a predicted model, not a curated record